AUGCACGUAAUCAAGGAAACUUCCGUCUCCAGCGCUUGCCAGCCGGAGAAGGUACAGCAUAGCACCACAGGCUCUCCAUCAGGCGAGGCUGACAAGUACCGGCUGAGCUUAUCCUUCGCAGAUGAGGAUAGGGUCGCUCCUUUGCCAUCAAGGACGGCAGAGGUGCACGUGGACUGCCAAGAUAAUGUGUUUGCCAACCUGACGUGCACUCAAUGCCGUAGACCGGUGAAGAUGGAGUUGAUGUUGGCAGAUCGACAGCAGGAGCUUUUUGAAGGUGCCGCCAGUACCAGGCAUGCAUAUGCUGCCGUGCUCGCCGACGGCACUGCGAAAAGCUUUCUGCAGGCUUGGAUCCUCGGCCUGAGCCUUGCGAGUUCUGCUAGGAGCCGGGAGUACCCGGGACGGGUGCUCAUCCACAGCCCGGCAGUGCCGCGCCGUGUGGGAGCUUACGAGCGCACCGGUGAGCUCUUGGCCACAGAUCUUCAGCUACCCGUUGUGGUUCUAGCGCUCGGCGCGGUGGUGCUGAAGGGCUUGGAGGAUCUCUUUGAGGCCGCCCCAGCAGUAAGCCCGGUCAAGGGCUUUCCGGUCAUGGUUCUGCCUUGCAACCACCAGGUCCUUCGUAGGAUCUCCUCCGAGAUAGCCUACAAAGCUCAGACUGCAGCCUUCCCCCCAAAGAGGGCAGCAGAGCCUGGCAAAGCAUUUGUAGAAGACGAUUUUGACAAGUACCUGACCGACUUCUUUCGCACCUUCUUCCAGCAGGACCUGCGAGAGUUGCCGGCCGAGGUCUGUGAGGUGUCAACGACCUCCGCCGUUCCCCAACCAGAGCCUCGUGUCCUUUGCAGUGCGCAUCUGUGGGCUGGCUUCGAAGAGGCUGUGAGAAAGCCAGAAACUGCAGCGGCCCCUUCAGGUGCACAAGCAAUCCUCCACAAGCUGUCCGAUCAGUCGAAGGUUGAUAUUUGUCAGGUUUUGGCAGCUGUCAGGGGAAAGCAAUGCAUGGACUGUAGCUUCUUUGACGACAAGGGAACUCUGGAUCCUGUGGAUGGUGGAUGGCGUUGCCGAUUCUGUUGGGAGCAUAUGCUCCUAGAUGCUGCGCUGCGCGAUCCUGACUCCAUGCUCAUGCCCCUCCAUGAGCUUGAGACUUUGAAGACGGAACUCGGGUUAUUUUUUGUCCCUGGAGGAAGGCAGCGCUGGAGCUGGCAAGAAGGGGACCGGUACAGCAGGUGGAUCGAAUUCCGGCCAAGUGGUGUUCUCUGGCACAGCCACAAUCAAGUCGGUUCCUGGGAGCAGUGGAUGGAUCGUGGCAGGCUCCAGCUUGCCAUACACCUUGUCAACUGGACUCGGGACGGCCAGAGGCUCCCUGAAGUGCGUUACCUCUUCGCGCUGUCCCAUAAUCCGUCUCCGCACUUUCAGGAGUAUUCCUGCGAAAACUUUCGCCCACUCGGCUUCGCACCGGCUGAGCGCAGGCACAAGGAGCGAGCGAAGGUGGCCUUGCACCCAACCAGACGCUUCCAGCCAGCACCAGAGCCUGUGGAGCCUGUGAAGCAAAUUGAGCCAUCAGAAAGUCAUCCUGAGCCGGAGCCUACGCAAGCUAAGCUCACAGAGCCGCCAGUGGUUCAGAACGGAUUGGCACAUUUCAAGGUAAGCUGCACCACUCACACGGAGAGCCGAGAAGAGGGGCCAGAAACCGAUGAGAUUGUGCCUUGCAAUGGUAAGCAGGAUCCAUGCAAGCCUCCAAGCACAGCUAGAAAGGAGCUCGCGUACGCUUUGGGAAGAUGA
Symbiodinium pilosum is the source of this 1773-nucleotide messenger RNA. The record is from the annotation of a GenBank genome assembly. NCBI's taxonomy places the organism in Eukaryota, Dinophyceae, Suessiales, Symbiodiniaceae.